Messenger RNA from Agrilus planipennis (emerald ash borer), 3322 nucleotides. Its product is annotated as sorting nexin-8. The record is from RefSeq and is a predicted model, not a curated record. Gene Ontology annotation, biological process: retrograde transport, endosome to Golgi. The transcript is spliced from 8 exons. Bases 973 to 2505 code for a protein of 510 amino acids. Gene Ontology annotation, molecular function: phosphatidylinositol binding. NCBI's taxonomy places the organism in Eukaryota, Metazoa, Arthropoda, Insecta, Coleoptera, Buprestidae.
CCCCCGAAGUUCCUGCUACUGAUUAUGUAGGUAUGUAUUAUUCUAGUCUUCACUCCAGAACUCUCUCCAGCUUCUGGCCAACCGACUUCACUAUAUCGUAAUUCUAAUAUAUUCAUCCCGACUUUCAAAUUUUCUAAAUUACCAGCUUGUCUCAUUGUCCUAUCAUUUCACGCUUUGAAUCGUAAAGUAUUGCACCUUCUCCUACUGCACUUGAUGACAUCCCCUAGGUAGUCCUUGCCCGGACAUCCGAAUGGCGGACUAAUUUGCCCGGAGUGCUUUACCCCCCCAGGACCCAUCAUUCUAGUUUCAGUGUAAUUUACUUUGGAUAUAAACUAGCGUAAUUGAAUUUUUUUUUAAUGAAUUUUUGUUUUUUUUAUAUAUGUGUAUUAUCUGGCAAUUAGGUGUUGCUUAUCCACUAAACAAAAACAUUUUUAACUUGCUAUUAGAAUCGUAUUAGGUGGGUAACGUAAUUUAAAAAAUUGGGUCACAAACUUUUUGUAUUCUAACACAGUAAAUAAAGCAAAUACAUAACUAAUGAGUCUAAACCAUUUGAAUGCAAGGAAUGUCAAAGAAAGAAACGGUUAACAAAUGGUCUAAAAGGUUAAUAAAACAUAAAUUUAGGUUAUAGACACCUGUUUAGCUGAUUAACGUAGUAGUGCAUAAAUAAAAAAAUAGUAUUUGUUUUCAAAAAAGUACGAGACACGCUGGUGAAUAUAUCUACGUGUAUUAUGAAAUAUAGCCUGUGGUAUUAGGUAUAUUAGUAAAUUAUUUUUAUCCGGUAAUGUAAUCAUAAUCAAAGUUAAAUCCUCCCACCAGUUGACGUUUUGUCGUUUUGUGUAGAAACAAGAAACAAGUUUGAUGAUUUCAGAUGUAACGUUAUUGAAAUUCCACCAGAAGAUAGUUUAGAAAUUGACACAUAUCUUGAUUUGUUUAUGGCAAAUAGAAUUUAUGAUUUUAAAUUAGAAUCAAAAAAUGACAACAGAACUUAGUGCUGGUGCGAUACCUCCCAUUUACCGCGAAAUUUAUGAUAUUUCCUCAAUAAACGGCGAAUUAAUCCACAAAGAUGUAUAUAAAUGUUUGUUAUCAACUUUUAAUUUAAAUACUGCAACUUUAAAUGUAAUUUGGGAUUUAACAACAAACUGCGACAGCUGUGUAACUAGAACUAAUUUGUAUAAAGGGUUAGCAUUAGUUGCUUGGGCACAGCAAGGAAAGAGCCCUUCAGAAAAACUAUUUGAUAAUUUUACCAGUGCAGAAUAUCCGACUCCUCUUCUGAGUGAUUUAACUUCAGUAAAAGAACUAAAAACACAAUUAUCAUUAAGGUUAAAUCCAGCAACAUUUGGCCUUACUUACUCUGAAAUAAAACAAUUAGAUAGUGUAAGUGUGGAACUGCUGCCCGAGAAAAAGGGAAUUUUUAUUAAGUAUUAUGAGUAUGUUGUUUCUUCAAAAAGAUUUAAUAGUAGAGUCACUAGACGUUACACAGAUUUUGUUGCUCUGUAUGAUUCUCUACUAGGAUGCUUCCCAUACAGAAUGAUUCCACGUUUACCACCAAAAAGAAUUGUGUCUGAUGCAACAUUUUUGGAAUUAAGAAGACGUGGUUUACAGAGGUGGCUGACUUUAAUUUGUAGGCAUCCUGUAAUUUGUUAUGAUGGAAUUAUUUCCUUUUUUCUAACAGAUAAAGGUACAGAUGUCGCACAGCGAAUGAGAGAAAUUUAUAGGAGGGCCCCAGAUGAGUUUAUGACUUCUGAAAUUUCUGCUUAUGCUAAGAAACUACUUCCAAAGAAUUGUACUGAGUUUGCAUCCAGUCGUGAGCAAGUUCGUAAUUUGGUCCAUGUAGUUAGUAGACUUAAACAAAUUACAGAUAAUGAGGUUGAGAGAAGAAAUUCAGAUGCCAGGGAUUCGGAAGAGAUGGCUAAUCAGCUAAAGAACCUUUCAACAAUGAAAGGAGGACAUAUCAACUCAGGAAAUUGGAACCAAAUGCAAAAAGGCUUUACUUACAUUGCUAAGGAGUUGACAACAACUUCUAUAAAAAUUCACCAACAUUCUGCGAUGGAGCAAAUAACUAUAUGUGAAAGGUUAGCACUCUUGCUCGACAUUCUUUUGGCUCAUCGAGAUUUAUGCGAUCGUUUGGAAAAAGGUUUGGCUCAUGAUCAUCAAUUAGCUUUAUCAAAAAUGCUAACGCUUAAAAAAAGAAAGAUUCAAGGCGUCAUUAGGGGUACAGAUUCUGAAAGUGUUGAACAAUUAGAGGCGAGAAUGCUUACUCAGGAAAAUAUAAUCACCAACAUUGAAUUGAGAUCUGAUUUUAGUCUUUACUGUGUACAUAUGGAAACACAAUUAGUACAUGCAUAUCUUGACACGCUAUCUCCUAUCAUUGGCAGUUUGAUAACUUUAAGGGUUCGGUCAAAUUCAGAGUUGGCUGAUAUUUGGAGGCAAGUUUUACCUACUGCUGAAAAAUUUUUUACAUUUGAGGGUGGUGCUAUCAAUGGUGAAACGUCAAUUAGUAAAUAGGUAUUUUUUUUGUACAAAGUUGUAUAUACAUCUUGAUUUUGCCUUGCGAUUGUAAGAGUCAUACUGUUAAAUUUAAUAAUUGUGGUCUUAUAGAUUAGGGGGUGUUGUUUUAAUUAUUAUAAAUAUUAAUUGAUAUUAUACAUUUGACCACUAAGUUAAAAAGUUUCUGCAUUGUUUAAUAAGUUCUUUUGUUUGUUUAAUUAUGCACAUUUUGAUUUUCCAUUUAAUUAAUACAAUGUGUGCUGUAAUGAGAACGUAAAUCUUAAUACAAGCAGUAAACUGAGAAAUCUAAGUCAAUAAAUUAAAUUUAUUUUAUUUUAUACAACUAAAAAUACGCUUUAAUACAUUUGGAUUUAUAAAGGGCAUAUAUUGUGUAUUUUCCAACUUUGUACUAGAACAGAUCUGGAAAUUUCUAUUUUAAUGGAGUACAAUACUCGUUUAUCAUGGGUACCUCUUUGAUGUGAUAUUUGACAUAAUCAUGCUUUUACUAAUUGUAUGUGCAGGACAAUCUAUUUUAUUGUAUUUGAUUUUUAUUACAUAUAUGGAUAUGGUUUAACAAAUUACCCUUUAUUUUUAAUGUACCGUAAUUAAUAAUCUUCCUUCUUUUUUAAAAUAUGUAUUAAUUUCGGUGUUUGCUAAUUACUAGGUGAUAUUGUAACUACUAUUUAUUAAGUACAUCUGCACUGCAUGACGUAUUUUCUUAUCGAAUACAUUCCUACUCCUAGACAUUGUAUAAGAGAGAUUAUUUUUACAUUUAUUAGCUAGAGACAUGUAUAUGUACAUUUGUUUAUACAAAGUUGAAAUUUGAUUAUUAAUA